Molecule: messenger RNA, 1275 nt
Organism: Aegilops tauschii subsp. strangulata
Lineage: Eukaryota; Viridiplantae; Streptophyta; Magnoliopsida; Poales; Poaceae
Product: syntaxin-132
Biological process (GO): vesicle-mediated transport
Cellular component (GO): membrane
Source: RefSeq, a predicted model, not a curated record
CUCAUCUCCUCCUCCUUCUUCUUCAUCUCUCUCUCUCUCUCUCUCUCUCUCUCUCUCUCUCUCUCUCUCUCUCUCUCUCUCGGUGCUAGCUGCAGCAUGAGCGAUCUCCCGCCGGCGGCGGCGAUGGGGGGCGAGCGGGACAUCGAGCUGGGCCUUCCCACCACCAACACCACAUCAGGCUACACGCUUCAGCACAUUCUCGAAGAUAUCCGCCAGUUCUCGACGCUGCUGGGCAGCACGCCCACGAUGCUUCACAAGCUCGAGGAAGCCAACAAGGAGUUGAAAUCGGCCGCUGAAUCUGCUGCAGUGAAAGAAAUCAAGGGGCGCAUGGAGAAAGACAUGGAUGAGGCGGUGAAGAUGGCGCGGAUCAUGAAAGAGAAGCUAAUCAGAAUCUUCCAAGGCGUGCUGGUUCCAGUUCUGAACAAUAUGUCAACCGGUCAUGCAUAUCCAGGGCUCACUGUUCCUAUGACCCUGGAUCCGUCAACGCUGUCCAUCAUCACGGCACUGAAGAUAAAGCUUAAGGAAAGAAAGAAAGAUCUUGAGAAUCUGGGAAAAGCUAUGCAGGAAGAGUACAUAGAAGUGGUUCAGAGCAGGAUUUUCACAGUCACCGGAGUAAAGCUCUCUGAUGAGGUGAUUCGCGUGAUCGACACCAGCAGCAUCAUGCAGAUGUUUGAGCACAGAGUCCAUGGAAUAGGUCCAGAGCAGGCCAGCGCCAUAGGGGAGGAAAUCAAGGAGCGGCGUGCUGCGGCCAUGGAUCUCGGCAAGAAGAAUGCUGAGGUGCAAAAGAAUUUCAGGGAGAUGCUGGCGCUUGUCAAAGCGCAGGAGAAAAUAGUCAAGGCACUGAGUCAGAGUGCUGAGGCCCGUGCACGAUCUGCUGCGGAGGAGCUGGCCCGUGCGCGAUCUAGGGUCCAGGAACUGCGCGAGGAGAUGGAGGAGACAAAGCUGCUCAUCGCACUGGUUGUGAUCCUCUUCUUGUUGUGCAUCGUCGCGGUUACCCUCGGAAUCUCCGGCUGACCACUUACGGAGUAGUACUUGUUCCUACCUAGUACUUCCAUUGCAUGGCACGCAACUGGGAUUUUAGAACAAUUUUAUAUCGUGGCAUGGCAGCAGUGACUUGUUUCGUGACUUUCGUGGGAGUGGUAUGCUAGUAGAACUUCUGGGAUUGCUGUAAUAAUGUCCAAUCAUGUGUGUGCGCGGGCGUUGUUUCCUCGACCGUGUGGAGAUGCUUUCCUCGACCGUGUUUCCCAACACGUAGUAUUUGCUUAGUUGUGUGGA